UUCCGAGACGGCCGAUCACCUGACCCGCUCCGUUUUUCCAUGAAACAAGAUUCGGGAAGGCUGGAACUAAAGCAGGAAGAGCGUGAUCACUAAGAGUCAGGAGGGCAGUCUAGACGCGCUAUAUUAACCGCCUGGUCCCGGCGCUGAGUCAGGCUGGUAACGGGCAUCAUGCCUCCGCAGCGUGGCCUCUCCUCCUGAGGCCUCUCCUCCAGGAGCGCCGAUAAAAACCAGAGGAGAGAGAGGGGGACGCACGCCAGAACGCGGUCACCCCCCGCUCAUCGGCCAUGGCUUUAGCUUUUUUAGCCAUCUUAUCCGCUGCCGUCAGUGUGACCCGCUGCUACCCUGCGACUUUUCAAGACCUGGGGGAAAGUGGAAGGAACCGGACCUCCAUCAGGUUUCUGGCUGUAGGCGACUGGGGCGGGUUGCCUUACCCGCCGUAUGUCACGGCCGUGCAGAAGACUACGGCUCAUGAGAUGAGCAAAGUAGCAGAGCAGAUGGGUGUGGACUUUGUCCUGGCGCUUGGUGAUAACUUUUACUACAAAGGCGUGGACAGCGUGGACUCCCCUCGGUUUCAGGAAACCUUUGAGUCCGUGUACACGGCGAAGUCCCUCAGAGUCCCUUGGUAUGUUCUGGCUGGUAAUCACGACCAUGCGGGGAACGUCAAAGCUCAGAUCGAGUACUCUCAGAGGUCCGACAGAUGGAGGUUUCCCUCUUACUACUACGAGCUGAACUUCCACAUCCCCAACACGGGGAAGACUCUGACCAUCAUCAUGCUCGACACCGUGAUGCUCUGUGGAAACUCGGACGACUUUGUGGACGAGAAGCCCAGAGGACCCCUGAGCGCGGUGGACGCCAACCGUCAGCUGGUCUGGCUGCAGGAGAGGCUGGCUCGGUCCCAGGCGGACUUCCUGCUGGUGGCGGGCCACUAUCCGGUUUGGUCCGUGUCCGAGCACGGCCCCACAGAGUGUCUGCUGCAGAGGCUGCACCCGCUGCUGCUGAAACACAACGUGACGGCCUACCUGUGCGGACACGACCACAAUCUGCAGUAUCUGGAAGAGUCCGGCGUGGGCUACGUAGUGAGCGGCGCCGGGAACUUCCUGGAUCCCGACGUCCGCCACUGGAACCACGUCCCCGAGGGCUCCCUGAAGUUUUUCACCGGCCAGGCUUCCACUCUGGGGGGCUUCGUUCACGCGGAGGUGACGGAGAGCAAGCUGGUCCUGACCUUCUUCCAGGCUAAAGGCACGUCUCUGUACCGCACCGUCCUUUCCCAGAGGGAGUUCAGAUAGACGCUCGUUUAUCGCCAAGAGGACUCGACUGCCGCAUUGAAUCACAAUCCUGCUUUUAACUAUGCCAUCAAAUAUUUCAGUGCUUUUUAAAUAUUUUUCACAGAAUCAAAGUGUUAUCUGAAUUUAUUGUAAGCUAAAAUAAAAUUGUUUUAUAAAGUGGU
Molecule: messenger RNA, 1447 nt
Organism: Fundulus heteroclitus (mummichog)
Lineage: Eukaryota; Metazoa; Chordata; Actinopteri; Cyprinodontiformes; Fundulidae
Gene: acp5a
Product: acid phosphatase 5a, tartrate resistant
Exons: 6
Coding region: 285-1286 (333 amino acids)
Biological process (GO): bone resorption
Molecular function (GO): acid phosphatase activity; ferrous iron binding; ferric iron binding
Source: RefSeq, a predicted model, not a curated record